AUGAGCGCUGCACAGGAUGUCGAGCUCGUCGAGGCCAGACGCGCUGCAGUCGACGACUUUCGUGAUCCAUUGGGGGAGCGAGGCGAAGUAAGACCACCACAAGACGCUGUCUCGGUCGAAGACGUGCCUCCGGACGGCGGCUAUGGCUGGGUGUGCACAGCAUGUGUCUUCAUGCUCAACGCCCACAGCUGGGGACUCAACAGCACCUGGGGCAUAUUCCUAGCCCAUUACCUCGCCCAUUCCACCUUCAAGAACGCGUCUCGGCUCGAAUACGCACUGAUCGGAGGCUUGUCGAUCUCUCAAUCCCUGCUGAGCGCGCCGGCCGUCAACAUUUCCCAGAGAUAUUUGGGCAUGAGGGCCACUCUGCUCAUAGGUACCGUCUUGCUGUUUGUCGCCCUGUUUGGCGCAUCGUAUUCGACCCAGAUGUGGCAUCUUUUCAUGACCCAAGGUGUUUGUUUCGGGUGGGGGCUGGGCUUCACUUACAUUCCUGCCACAGCCACUCUUCCUCAAUGGUUCUCGACCCGUCGCAGCCUGGCCAUGGGAAUCGCAUCCUCGGGUGCUGGCCUCGGCGGCCUGGCCUACAACCUGGCAGCGGGCGCCAUCGUCCAAAAGAUGGGUGUCAACUGGGCUUAUCGCAUUUUGGCAUUCUGCGGCCUCGCAGUCAACACGGUGUGCUCGUUGCUCCUCAAGGAUCGCAACAAGGCCGUCCAGCCUUUGCAGAAUGCAUUCAACUACCGCGAGUACGGGCGAGUGGAGGUGCUGCUGGUUGUGGCCUGGGGAGUGCUGACGGAGCUGGGCUACAUUGUACUGCUGUACUCCCUGCCGAACUACGCCACCUCGAUCGGCCUCACGACGUCUCAAGGCUCAGUCGUCGGGGCGGUCCUCAACCUCGGUCUCGGAGUCGGCCGGCCUGUCAUCGGGUACUACUCAGACGCCUUUGGCCGCAUCAACAUGGCGGCACUGAUGACAGCACUAUGCGGAGUCCUCUGCCUCGCACUUUGGGUACCGGCCAAAUCGUAUGGUGUCCUCAUCGCUUUUGCCUUGACGGCAGGUUGCGUGUGCGGUGUGUUUUGGAACACCGUCACCCCGGUAUUGGCCGAAGUUGUCGGGCUCAAGAGACUACCUUCGUCGUUUGGGGUCAUUUGUCUGGCCCUGGUCGUCCCUACCACAUUUGCAGAGCCGAUCGCGCUUGAGAUGGUCACUGCUUCCGGCUACCUCAGCGCCCAGAUCUUCGUGGGGUUUAUGUUUUUGCUGGCCGGAGUGAGCACCUGGGUUCUGAGGUCUUGGAAGAUCAACCAAGUUGAGCUAAAGGCUGCAAGGGAGCAACACCAGGUCGAUCAAGGAGACAAUGCAGAAAGAGAUGGUUUCUGGUUAACUCCUAGGAUGUUUCUUCGACUGGGCAGGGUCUGA
Messenger RNA from Cladophialophora carrionii CBS 160.54, 1410 nucleotides. RefSeq lists its product as uncharacterized. Bases 1 to 1410 code for a protein of 469 amino acids. Lineage: Eukaryota; Fungi; Ascomycota; Eurotiomycetes; Chaetothyriales; Herpotrichiellaceae. The record is from RefSeq and is a predicted model, not a curated record. Gene Ontology annotation, molecular function: transmembrane transporter activity. Gene Ontology annotation, biological process: transmembrane transport. The transcript has 2 exons.